Neohortaea acidophila is the source of this 381-nucleotide messenger RNA. RefSeq lists its product as uncharacterized. The record is from RefSeq and is a predicted model, not a curated record. The transcript has 2 exons. Bases 1 to 381 code for a protein of 126 amino acids. Lineage: Eukaryota; Fungi; Ascomycota; Dothideomycetes; Mycosphaerellales; Teratosphaeriaceae.
AUGGCCCGCACCAAGGCAGAGCCGCGCGCAGGCAACCCCGGCUUCCUGUCGCGCCUGCGCCAGCGCAAGCAGCCCACCUCCACCCACAACGUCGUCUCCCACGAACACUCCGUCAACCCCAUCACCGGCACCCACACCGAGACCCACAAGACCAAGACGCACCCGCGCGGCCCCGCUGCCGGCGGUCAUGGCGGCAAGGGCCCGCUGGCCAAGAAGCACAAGGGCACCACCGCCGCCGGCGGCGUGCCGCGUCGCAAGCCCACCCCCGCCGACAAGCUCUCCGGCGCCCUGCUCAAGGUCGAGGGCAGCUUGGAGAGGAAGCCCGGCAAGAAGGCUGCGGGUGCCCGGCGCAUGAACGGGACCGACGGGCGAGUCGUGUGA